Lathyrus oleraceus (garden pea) is the source of this 778-nucleotide messenger RNA. RefSeq lists its product as uncharacterized. Gene Ontology annotation, biological process: vacuolar proton-transporting V-type ATPase complex assembly. The record is from RefSeq and is a predicted model, not a curated record. Gene Ontology annotation, cellular component: endoplasmic reticulum membrane. NCBI's taxonomy places the organism in Eukaryota, Viridiplantae, Streptophyta, Magnoliopsida, Fabales, Fabaceae. Bases 251 to 565 code for a protein of 104 amino acids. The transcript is spliced from 3 exons.
GAAUACACUGGAAAGUAGUUGAUUUGAUUACAAUGUAAAAACUAUUUUCUAUCUUUACUGUAUCUCCUAUUUUCUCUUAAAAAAUUUGGAUUCGGGAGAAAAAUUUUGCGAAAAAAUAAACUUCUCUCUCGACUCUCACUUCUUCCCAGCCCCAUCGUCGUAAUCGCAGCGCCGUCGCCGUCGUACAAAUCCAGUCAACCACAACCUUGGAAGUGACGCACAUAACCGCCGAUCCGGGUUUGGUAUAAAGAUGGGAGUAGUUCAAAAGUUUUUCAUUGCAUCACUGUUCAUGUGGUCAGUCCCUCUUGCAAUAUUAUAUGCUUUCAACCAUAAUCUACUUCCUGGAAUUUCCAAUUUGUCCCCUUACUCUAUGACACUAGUGAGCGGAUUUCUUGCCGUCAUAUCUGUUAACAUAGUCAUUGCAUUUUACAUAUAUUUGGCAAUGAGAGAACCCGCAGAUAAACAUGAGCCUGAUCCUAAAUUUCUUGCUGAGGCCAAAGCUAGUAUAAACCAGUCUACAGGAGAUGCUCAACAAUCUUCCCAGCCUCUCAAGAAACAACAGUAGGUUGCUGUUCUUAGAUUUCUUGGUCGUAAACAUGAGUUGUUCUGUUCAUCUCGGGAAGGGGAGGGGAGAAUGGGGAUGAAGGGAGAAGGUCCUGAAUUGUGUGUUGAUCAUACUUCUGUUAUGAAGUUUGCACACAAUCCAUCUUGUGCACAACUUAUUUUCAUUAUGUUAGUUUUGUAUCAAUUUUAUUUAUAUAUUUUCAAGUUACUUUCA